Messenger RNA from Centruroides sculpturatus (bark scorpion), 588 nucleotides. RefSeq lists its product as uncharacterized. Bases 1 to 588 code for a protein of 195 amino acids. The transcript has a single exon. NCBI's taxonomy places the organism in Eukaryota, Metazoa, Arthropoda, Arachnida, Scorpiones, Buthidae. The record is from RefSeq and is a predicted model, not a curated record. Gene Ontology annotation, molecular function: nucleic acid binding.
AUGCUGUUAGCAAGCUGUAGGCCGCAGGUGUAUAUUGCCCUUUUUGUUUGUCUUGUCAUUAAGGCUUUUCAUCUGGAAUUGGUUUCUAGUUUGACUACCACUGUUUUUAUUUCUGCCUUGAAGAGAUUCAUUGCCAGGAGAAGUAAAUGUCAUCAGAUGAUAAGCGACAAUGUCACUAACUUCGUAGAUGCAGCUGCUGAAAUAAAAACAUUUUUUCGAGACCUCAAGGUACAAGAAUCUGUAAGGGAAUAUGGACUCAGUGAAGGGUUUGAUUGGAAAUUCAUCCCUCCUCGAGCUUCUCAUUUUGGUGGUUUAUGGGAGUCUGGAAUUAAGUCCAUGAAAUCUCAUCUAAAGAAAGUAAUUGGUGAAACUAUUCUAAACUUUAAAGAGUAUUGCACGUUGCUGUCUCAAAUAGAAGCUUGUCUAAACUCAAGGCCAUUGUGUCCCCUUGUUGAUGAUCCACAAUCUUUAGAACCAUUAAUCCCCGGCCAUUUUCUUAUUGGUCGUCCUUUAUGCUCUAUUCCCGAAUCUUCUCUCUUGUUCCUACCUGUUGGUAGACUUCCAGUUGGCAACAUCUUCAACAAAUGA